Messenger RNA from Pyricularia oryzae 70-15, 564 nucleotides. RefSeq lists its product as uncharacterized. NCBI's taxonomy places the organism in Eukaryota, Fungi, Ascomycota, Sordariomycetes, Magnaporthales, Pyriculariaceae. Bases 1 to 564 code for a protein of 187 amino acids. The transcript has a single exon. The record is from RefSeq and is a predicted model, not a curated record.
AUGGCCAAACAACCACAUCCCCGCAAAGCGACCGAGAACGAGUUCACCGAGGCGUUCAACGCGCAGCUCCUCCAGAUCAAGGUUCUCCUCCAAGCCCCAGAAGAGCCGCAGAUCGAGCCAUCAGCGUCCAACAUAUCCGCCGCCCGGCGGCUGGCCGACCAGGCCGUCGCCCUCUCGACCGCCUACCCGAAACUGCACGCCAAGGCGCACCUGUUCCUGGGCCACGUCCUGCGCGCCGACCGCCGGUGGCUCGAGGCGCACCAGGCGUACGUGAGGUCGGCGCCCGUCUGUCCAGAGGUCGGGCAGCUCACUGCGGAGAUGAUUGCUGCGUACAACCGCGAGGUGGAGGAGGACAAGGCGCAGAGGCGGUCGAGGGAGGGGAAAGGGCCGGCUGGUGAGUCUUUGGAAGGGCGCCACGAGCAGGCUGUUGUAUCUGAGUCUGAGCCUGAGCAUGAGCCGGUUUUGGAGAGCAGACCCAAAACGAGGCAGGGUCCGCCGGUGUUGAGGAGGGUAAAGGCUAGGUACUUUGACCAUGUUCAUCCCGAUUUUUACCUAGAUAUAUAG